UUUGCGGCGUCACUUGACACACUGUUUCACCCACAUGACAAAGUACAUCAACAAAAUCUCGAUGGAAAAAAAAGAAGAAACCAGUUGAAGCCAGUUGACACGCUUUCGCCAUGACAGACUUGAUAUAAAUGACGCAAAGAAGCAUAAGAAAACUCUCAGUAACAUUUACCUGCGUGACGCAACGUUCAGGUUGGAUAUCGCUUUUCGGAAGCAAAAUAAUUGUUUAAAAGGUUGGUCAUAUUAGUCAUGGCUCCGGCUCUAGACAAAAAGCUGACGGGACUGGUUGCUGCUACAUUUACCCCGUUCACCACACAAGGUGAAAUCAACCUAGCAGAGAUUGGACCUUAUAUUGACUACUUGACAGAGAAGCAAGGUGUAAAUAACAUAUUUGUAAAUGGCACCACCGGAGAGAGCAUGUCUCUCAGUGUGGCAGAGAGAAAGGACCUGGCUGAGGAGUGGUGUCGAAAAGCCAAGGGAAAGAUGGACCAGGUGAUUAUACAUGUCGGCUGUAUGAGUCUGACAGAUUCCAAAGAACUGGCUCGUCAUGCAGUCCAGAUAGAGGCUGAUGGCAUCGCAGUCAUUUCUCCUUCUUUCUUCAAGCCUAGUACUGCAGACGCUCUGAGGACAUUUCUUUACCAAGUGUCUUCAGUUGCUCCCACCUUGCCUUUCUAUUACUACCACAUCCCAGCAGUCACAGGUGUUAAUAUGCCAGCGAGGGAUGUUUUGGAGAAUAUUGAGGAACUCAUUCCAUUCUUCAGAGGAGUCAAGUUCUCUGGUAAUGAUCUCAUGGACUUUGGCCAGUGUGUCAGCUACUGUCAGCCCCACUGGUCAGCGCUUUACGGUGUGGACGAGCAACUGUUAGCAGCCCUGGCAAUGGGAGCCCAUGGAGCAGUCGGCAGCACAUACAACUACGUGGGGUAUCAUGUCAAUGAGCUCAUGUCGGCAUUUGACCAUGGGGACAUCAUUCAGGCCAGAACAAUACAGUUCAAGAUCCAAGAGCUUCUCAGUUAUGCCAAGAAACUUGGUUUUGACCUUGGUGUCAACAAGCAGCUCAUGAAUGAAGUGUCAGGCCUCUCUCUGGGGCCUCCUCGACUGCCCGUGAUGCCAUGUCCCGUUGAUCAGGCUCUGGCCAUCGCACAGAAAUACCACAGCCUUUUUUCUAAAAACUGAGGGAACAGUUACUGACUGAUUCAGGCAUUCACACACAACCCAUAGUUACAUAUAUACUUUAAUAUACCAUUAGAGAGAAACCAUUUGAGUUUCUCUGAAAUGGUCGUUAAUAAAUCAUGUAAUCAAGUAAUUCAUGUGACAGGUCUUCACGUGAUUAAAAACUUUUUUUUUCUCGUAGUAAUUCUUAUUCUUUGGUAUGUAUUAUUUUUCAAAUGUUUAUAACACACUUUGUAACAUGUUAGUACAACAUUUUUUAUUACUUGAACAUGUACAACGUGAACAAUUGCUGAAAUUGUAGACAUGGCCUGCCACAUAAGAGCAGUAUUACUAUCCUGUACUGUGUGAGAUGAACAAUGAAAUCAGGAACAUGGGCAAAUAUCAUCUUUGUGCAGGGAUGUGAUGUGGCUUGACAUCUCUAUGGUUUCAGCCUUUUCACAUUUUUAUAGCUGAAGAGAAGUAUACUUAAAAAAAAAAGUUUAAAUUGAACACACAACUAUGUUUUGUAUGUCUUAAUACCUGGAGGGAAUUUAGUUAUUGGAUUUUCUGUGCUUUGUGAUCUAAUAAAUAUUUACAAAUAGCCUAAGAUGCUUUUUGGUUUUCUCUCCAUGUUCAAGGUUUUUGUUUUGUUUCAAUAGCUAUUACAUAUUUUCAGCUUCACAUUAUCCUUUUACUAAAGAUAUUGUUUGUAUUAAUAAUUGAUGGUGAUCUGUUGUGUUGUUUUUGUGACGUCCACUUACCAUAGUUACGUGAGUGUCCCUCCAGGGUGUAUGCCUCACCUUCCUCCCCUGUGUUUACCUACCUUCUCCCCUGUCCUAUGUAUGUACUUGUCUCCUCCCACUCCUCUUUGCAGGUGUGUUUUUCCAUCUUGUGAGUGAACCAUGUUGUUAUCUGUGUUUAUCUUAAGGCCAGUUCAUUUAGCCUGUUGAAUUUGUAUCUUAUUCGCUGCAUUUUCCCAACUCCAUAUUUUGUCAUUGUGAUUUAUGAAAAUUAAAUACUUUUUAACUCUU
This is a messenger RNA of Cynoglossus semilaevis (tongue sole), 2177 nucleotides long. It is a transcript of the gene npl, whose product is annotated as N-acetylneuraminate pyruvate lyase (dihydrodipicolinate synthase). Gene Ontology annotation, molecular function: lyase activity. The record is from RefSeq and is a predicted model, not a curated record. The coding region runs from base 247 to 1170 and encodes 307 amino acids. The transcript is spliced from 13 exons. Lineage: Eukaryota; Metazoa; Chordata; Actinopteri; Pleuronectiformes; Cynoglossidae.